Molecule: messenger RNA, 1503 nt
Organism: Penicillium brevicompactum
Lineage: Eukaryota; Fungi; Ascomycota; Eurotiomycetes; Eurotiales; Aspergillaceae
Product: Zn(II)2Cys6 transcription factor domain-containing protein
Exons: 4
Coding region: 1-1503 (500 amino acids)
Biological process (GO): regulation of DNA-templated transcription
Molecular function (GO): DNA-binding transcription factor activity, RNA polymerase II-specific; zinc ion binding
Source: RefSeq, a predicted model, not a curated record
AUGUUUGGGCGUCCACGGAGUCAGGGAUGUAUUCUCUGUAGAAAGCGCAAAGUGAAGUGUGACGAGGGGAAACCUGCCUGCGGGAACUGUGCCGUGUAUGGUAGGAAAUGCCCGGGGUAUCAGACGAGCAUUCCUCUGGUAUUUCGAAAUGAGAAUAAAAAGAUUGAGAGAUUGGUCAAGAAGGACCAAAAGGGAUCACGAAAGAGCCGAUCGCAGCGCGAAGAUGUGACAGAAGUCGUUGUUCGAUCUACUGCUAUUCCGACACCCGAGCCUGAUCUCACGAUCCCUCGGUUUCUGCUGGACUCGUCGUGGGAAUAUCAUGGGCACUGUUAUUUUCUCGAUCAGUUUACUCUACCCAUCGAACCAGACGGGAGCCCUGAACCCCUUGAUUCCAUUCCCAUGCUGUACACAUUAUGCCAAAGAAACCAAGCCGGAGCACCCAUGGAGAGCUUGCGUGCAGCAAUGGACGCUGCGGCAUUUGCAUCCAUGGCGAACCAUGCCAAUGUAUCAUCUUUGGCGGUCCAGGCCCGAAAGAAGUAUGGCCAGGCCCUCAAACAUCUGAACAUCGCGCUAUCAUCAGUACAAGAGCUCGAGCGACAGAGCCUCAUGAGCACCCAUGUUGCCGGUAUCCAGUACCUCUUAAAGCUGCGAGGGGUCCAGCAGCUUGGUGAUCCUGCGACUCGAUCUUUGUUUCACUUUGCAUUUACACAGAUGUUGAUUCAAUUCGUGGGCCUGAAAGAUCCCGUGCAAAUCGACCUCGAUUGGUUAUUGGAAGUUCUCAGUAUCCCACACCCGAUCUAUCAAAUGAUGGCCGGGAAUAUCAAGAUCACCAAAUUCUGUGCUGCUGUAGCAAGUUUGCUUUCGAGUGCGGAAGCCCAGGCACUUGAUACAUCAACCCUUACGUCGCUGCUCGAAAGAGGCGAGCACAUUGACCUGGAAUUUAGCAUGUGGCACAGCGGUCUGCCGGAGGUGUGGAUGCCACGCAAGUUUCAAACGUCUGGUGGGGACAAGUUCAUCUUAUACCCAGAUCUCACGUCGGCGGGUGUUUGGAAUUACUACCGCGGGACACGAAUAAUUCUUCAGCAGACGUUGUUAGAUAUCUACAGGUGCCUUGAUCAUCUUUCGGUACUGUGGGCCUCAAAUGGGGCUUUCACACUGCAUCCUCCGGAGGAGAUCAUCAUUGAUAUGGUCACUGAGAUAUGCGAUACUAUUCCCUUUGCCUUGGGCAAGGUUGAUACAACCGGUCGCCCAAUAUUUCGGUCGGAAACAAAGGCAGUGCAAGGCUUUGCACUGCUUUGGCCGGUGUUCAGCGUGACACAGUGUGGCUAUGCUACUGAGGCUCAAGACGCCCAGGCUCGGUCAGCACUCCAAGUUAUUGGGUCCACGCAUGGCAUACGACUAGGGAUGGAUUUGAGCCGCGAAAUGUUCCCGGUAAAUCGCGCUGUAUCAGCACACUCGCAGAUUUUCGGAGAUCGUAUCGGGUUCAUGAACAAGGCGAAGUAG